GCUGCAGCCAGCGGCCCAGAUCCUGAAGGAGCGCAUCGACGCGCUGGUGCAGGCCGGUCGGGAAUCGAGGCUGGAGGAUGAGCGUGCCGAGGGCGCAGAGCAGGCACUGCGGAUGCUGCGCCAGCACUGGUGCGAGGGGAACGACGUCCACGACGAGGACCGUUGGAGGCAUCCCGCCCUGCAUCGGUCGCGCGGCGGCCAGCACCCGUACCCGGGCCUCUCGAACCUGUGCAACACUUGCUACCUCAACGCGCCCCUGCAGUGCCUCCUCCACUGCCCCGCCGCGCGCGCCGCGCUCCUGGGGGCGGAGCGCGAGGGUGAGCCGCUGGUCGUGCAGGAGCUGCGCGCCCUGGCGGCCGCCUGCGUGCGCGGGGUGCCGCCGCCCGCGGAGGGCGUCGGCGGCGCCGCGCCAGCGCCAGUCCGCUUGGACCGCUGGUCCCCGCGCGCCUUCGUGGACGCGUUCCUCGCGAAGCACUGGGUGGACUUCAGGCUGGGGAAGUACGCGGACGCGAGUGAGGUGCUGUCUUUCAUCCUGGAAGACGCGCCCGGUCUCGCCAGCCUCUUCCAGACAGGAUGCGACGAGGAGGCCAUGAUGAGGCCCCCGGCGUUCGUGGACGAGGCAGACGAAGGCGACGACGCCCUGUCGCCGCAGGACUUCCUCCUCGACGGGGGCGCGCAGCGACUGGACGUGCGAGAGCUGCUCCGCCGCGGCGCCUCCAUGGGCGGGCGACUGCGAUCGAAGCCCGAGUUGCUGGCGGUCCACGUGCCCCAGAGGUGGGAGCGGGGCGACGGCGCGGCGCUCUUCCUCGGCGGCUGCGACAUCGCGCCCUACUGGGGCGAGCUCCCGGAGGUGGCUCUGAGGGCGGGGGGGGAAGACGUCGCGUACCGCCUGCGCGCCUACGUGCAGUACAUCCUGCCCGAGGGGUCGGAAGCCGUCCCAUCCCACGUUCUGAAUGACCCCCAGGGCCACUUCGUGGCCCACUUCGAGGAGGACGGGAGCUGGUACACUGCAGACGACCUGGGCGAUCGGCCGCACGUGGUCCAGUGGGCGCCUGGCACCCAGCACAAGAUACCUUGCAUCAUCUUCCUUGAGAAGGUGGGCUCCAGGGCGGCCCGCGCCGAGGCGUGCCCGUGGCCGCUCGGGCCGGUCGCCGACGGCGCGGAGGGCGCGGGCGACGACGGCGACGUCGACACGGACGGCGAGGACAGCCCUGGCCUCGACGAAGCGCCCGAGAAGCAGGAGGAGGAGGGUGGCGGGGCCGGCGACGCUGGCGCGCUGGGCGCGCGGAAGCGACCCGCGGCGUCAGCGAGGAGCGGCGCCCCUGCCAGGAAGCGGCUCCGCCUCCGAGGGAAGCAGAGCGUGGCUGGGAGGCAGCAGAGCCGCGCCGGGAGGCAGCAGAGCCGCGCCGGGAGGCAGCAGAGCCGCGCUGGGAGGCAGCAGAGCCGAAACCAGGAGGGGAGGCAGCAGAGCCGAAACCGAGAGGGGAGGCAGCAGAACCGGGAGGAUCAGAAGCGCGGUUGCAAGUCGGAGGAGGUGCUGCGGCAGGGGCGGAAGCCGAAGAGCAAGGGCGACAACGCCGACGGGUCCAGGCAGGACGCCCAGAACAACGCCGCCACCCCGGUCCUCCGCAGCAGCAGGGGAGCGAAGAGCUUGCAGGCGGCGUGCGAUGCGCGCCGGGAGUGCGGCGACCUGUUCUUGCUCUUGCACUUGCUGGAGCCGCUGGCCGCUGCCGAUGACCUGCUGAAGCGCUACCCUGACUUCUUCGUCUACGCGGGCGACGACUGCGCCAACCGAUGGGCGACGUUCCUGCGCGCCUUCGAUCGGCCCGACAAGUUGGCCGGCAGGCUGCGGGAGGCGCUCGGGGUGGCGGAGGAGGAGAUUUCCGACGCCAAGCGCCGACUGGAGAGCGGGGAGUGGCACUUGCACCACGUCGCGGAGCUCCUGGACGAGCGCCUGGGCUUCGCCCACGGCGCCCACUCCGUGGCGGCCGCGGUCCGCCUGGCGGCGAGCGACGCGUCGGCCGCGCUGGGCGACGGCAACCCGCUGAGGGCGCACCUGGCGGAGGCGUGGCAGCGCAGACCCUGCAACCGCGGCCCGCCCCGGCACGCCGCCAUGCCUGCGCGCCUUCGGGAUCGCUCUGAGUGGUUCCAGUGCCCCGCGCCCGCCCUGCAUUAUGCCUGCCGCAUGUGCGAGGCCGAGUUCCCCAACAGGGAGGCGUUCAAGGCGCGCCGGGGCAGAGUCCACGGGGGGCAGCGGUGGUACCAGUCGCAGUAUGUGGCGCGGUGCGAGCUGGAGCCCUACCAGCCGUCGCCGACCGAGGAGCGCCAGGUGGUUGCCAGGUUCCACAUCUCCCAGUGCUGCGCCACCGUCGAUCCCGUCGACGAGCCGUUCGUCCCGAAGCUCGACUCGGAGAUGCAGAAGCAGCUCGUCCACGCGGAGAUCGUCGGCAGGAUCGCCGGCAAGAUCGGGCAG
This is a messenger RNA of Prorocentrum cordatum, 2473 nucleotides long. Lineage: Eukaryota; Dinophyceae; Prorocentrales; Prorocentraceae. The record is from the annotation of a GenBank genome assembly.